Penicillium crustosum is the source of this 768-nucleotide messenger RNA. RefSeq names its product SDR family NAD(P)-dependent oxidoreductase. Gene Ontology annotation, molecular function: oxidoreductase activity. Lineage: Eukaryota; Fungi; Ascomycota; Eurotiomycetes; Eurotiales; Aspergillaceae. The record is from RefSeq and is a predicted model, not a curated record. Bases 1 to 768 code for a protein of 255 amino acids. The transcript is spliced from 2 exons.
AUGUCAUCCCUUGAAUUCACAGGAAAAUUAGCCAUCGUCACUGGCGCUUCAAAGCAGAAUGGCAUUGGCUUUGCGACUGCCUAUGCUUUAGCCAAGGGUGGUGCUGAUAUUGUCCUCCAUUACAAUUCCAACAAAGUCGCAGCCCAUCUCAGUGUUGCUAAGAUCCGGGAGCUUGGGGUCAAGGCCAUCGCCGUUCAGUCUGACGCCGGCUCUCUUAGUUUCGGAGAUGAUAUUGCUCGUGCAGUCGUGGAUGGUUUCCCCGGACGUCAAGUAGACAUCGUCGUCAAUAACGCAGGCCACGCAACUUUUCAGGAAAACACCGAAAAAGUCGUAGUCGAAGAGUUUGACGCCUUGUUCCACCCCAACGUCAGAGGCCCUCACCUCCUGGUGCGAGCUAUUCUUCCCUACCUCGCUUCUCCCGGUGGCCGUAUCGUCAAUGUGGGUAGUGUGGUGGCUCGCACUGGGGCCAAACAGGCUGCGCUCUACUCUUGCACCAAAAGUGCCCUGAAUACCUUGACCCUAGCUUGGGCCGAAGAACUUGGAGAGAAAGGCAUCACUGUUAAUGUCGUCUCACCGGGUCCCAUUGACACUGACUACGCACCCCCGGAGGAUCAUCCCCUGACCCAGAAAUUUCGGGCUCAGCAAUACAUCAAGCGCAACGGAACUGCGGAAGAGGUUGCCAAUGUCAUCUUGUUCGCAGCGAGCGCCGGGGCAAGCUUUGUGUCGGGUCAGUUCCUGGGUGUUGAUGGCGGUCUGAGUUACGUGUAG